Coccomyxa subellipsoidea C-169 is the source of this 933-nucleotide messenger RNA. RefSeq lists its product as hypothetical. The record is from RefSeq and is a predicted model, not a curated record. Bases 1 to 933 code for a protein of 310 amino acids. Lineage: Eukaryota; Viridiplantae; Chlorophyta; Trebouxiophyceae; Coccomyxaceae. The transcript has 3 exons.
AUGGCCGGCCUUCCCCAGGAUUAUCAGGAUCUGAGCGCGUCUCAGAAGCGCGAUGCACUCUGGGCGAGCAUACAAUCCUCUACAUACCCGUCAGGUGCAGCACUUCCCGCUCAGGGGCCCGGCGCAGCGGCAGAACUCCAGCUGCUGUGGCCACCUUACCUCUGGGCAACUUUCUUGCACUCCUCAGAUGCGCUGCCCAGGGGCCGCGUCAAGCUCAUUCACACCUUUGGCAGCGUCUGCAAGGUCUCCCUGAAGAUCAACCCGGCCUCAAGGCAAGCUUUCGGGGGGCCACCUGGGUACAGUGGGAUCUUCAAGUCAGGUGGCGCAGGACUGCUGCGUCUCUCCCCAGCAAAGCAGAAUUUUGGGUCUUUCCAGCCGGGCGCAGGCCUCAAGAUAUUAAUCAGCGGCCGCCCCUCAGUCAACUUCCUUAUAAUGCCAACCCUGGACGGCCAAGGGAAUGACUUCAAUGCCUUCAGACAUCCCUACACGAAUGUGCUCGCGCCGCCGCAAGAUGCCAGGCUGAGAGUUGUGGCAGCUUCUUUCGCUGUUGCCGUCCCAACUCUUUCCGCAAACGCGGCUCACAGGCCGGAGGACGCAAGGCACCUGCCAAUGCUAGAGGCUGCACAGGUCCAAGCAGACGGCACAGAAGUACCAAUAGCAGAUGUCCGAGCGCCUUACCAGAUCAUUCUACAGCCCACUCCAGAGAUCACAGCCGCCUAUCACGUGGUUAUGCAGGAAGACAUGCGGCUUAGUCUGGCUCAGAUUGCAGCUGGCAGCUUGCUAUUUGAGGUGCAAGUGAGGGAAUCAGCCACAGCCGAGCUUGAGAGCAUUGGGUCGAUUGUAAUGGAGAGCGAGUUUCUGGCAUCUGGGUUUGGUGAUGAAGUGCUGUUUUUCCAGCACAUGCGCCACAGAGUCCUUGGCGGCGCACAGUAA